Chelonoidis abingdonii (Abingdon island giant tortoise) is the source of this 720-nucleotide messenger RNA. Lineage: Eukaryota; Metazoa; Chordata; Testudines; Testudinidae. The record is from RefSeq and is a predicted model, not a curated record.
AUGAAUUUGCGGGAUACCACAACCUGGCAUAGGACAGGAGUUUGUCAUGGCCAUAGAUGGAAGGGCAAUAACCAUAAAGUACAUCUUUAUAUACAGCACGUAUGCCCUGGUGUGGCCCAGCCCGGCCCAGCACAGGCCCACUGGAACUGCCGCGGCCUGGGAGAGGCAACGUGUACUACAGAGAUGUCAUUACUGAUGGCUUGCUGGAAGCAGAAUGAGUUCAACGAUGCAGCUUGUGCCAAGGAAAUCCAGACAUUCUAUGACUGUGUGGCAAAGGCAGAUGUGGAGCGCAAGGAAAGACUUAAACAGGAGUCCCUGGGCCAGAUGGGAACCUUAUCUCCAAAGACAGUGAACAAACUGCUGAGAAGGUUCCCUAAUAUCACAGAUAAUUUUUAAAGGAAGACUUGCUUUCCCAAGUAACUGGAGACCAGUAGCUAAAGCUGGUAUCAUCCUUGCAGAAGGAGUUAAAAGUAGUGAUCAGCGAGCAUUUGGGGCUUAUAGUGGCUGUUGGCAUUCCUCAGGGGUUCUUGACUUGAACAUUUCUUUGGGGUGGGGUCACUUUCUCCAUUAGUUGAGAUUGUUCUAUGGGGUCACAGGGUCUUGUGAUGACAGGAUGGAUGUUUGCUAAGGGUUACUCAGCCAUAAUACGGUCUCGAAUCUUGCUUCAUUGUGAAAUAAAGCCUUCUAAGGAAUGAAAUUAAUGAAUUGUUUUCACAACUA